Lytechinus pictus (painted urchin) is the source of this 5448-nucleotide messenger RNA. Its product is annotated as zinc finger protein 605-like. Gene Ontology annotation, biological process: regulation of transcription by RNA polymerase II. The transcript is spliced from 2 exons. Gene Ontology annotation, molecular function: RNA polymerase II cis-regulatory region sequence-specific DNA binding; DNA-binding transcription factor activity, RNA polymerase II-specific. NCBI's taxonomy places the organism in Eukaryota, Metazoa, Echinodermata, Echinoidea, Temnopleuroida, Toxopneustidae. The record is from RefSeq and is a predicted model, not a curated record. The coding region runs from base 136 to 1119 and encodes 327 amino acids.
CAGUUGGUGAGGCCUGGUGUGAGGACAUAUGUGCCGUGCGCUCCCGAAGAUCUUCAGGUGCCCGUUCGUGUGACACACUGGUCUGCAAUAUUUUUGGAGGGUACAGAGUUUGAAUAUGAAGAGGAUGAGAAACAUAUGAUAGAGUACAGCAGAGAGAAGACGCAUCAGUGUUCACAUCGCAGUGAGGAAUUCAUUGAUGAGAAUUCUUUAAUAUUACACCAGAAAUCACCUAAGGAAAAAUGCGAUCCUACGAGCCAUGAGAAGAUGCAUCAUUGUUCACAUUGCAGUGAGGAAUUCAUUGAUGAGAAUUCUUUAAUAUUACACCAGAAGUCACCGGAUGGAGAAUGUGAUCCUUCAAGCCAGGAGAAGACGCAUCAGUGUUCACAUUGCAGUGAGGAAUUCAUUGAUGAGAAUUCUUUAAUAUUACACCAGAAGUCACCGGAUGGAGAAUGUGAUCCUUCAAGCCAGGAGAAGACACAUCAGUGUUCACAUCGCAGUGAGGAAUUCAUUGAUGAGAAUUCUUUAAUAUUACACCAGAAGUCACCGGAUGGAGAAUGUGAUCCUUCCAGCCAGGAGAAGACGUAUCAGUGUUCACAUUGCAGUGAGGAAUUCAUUGAUGAGAAUUCUUUAAUAUUACACCAGAAGUCACCGGAUGGAGAAUGCGAUCCCACAAGCCAUCCUAGAAUAAACUCAGGAGAGAGAUAUUGCGAUGAAAAAUUUGAUAGCAUAGAAAUUCUUUUAACCCAUCAAAGAACCCACAAUGGAGAAAUACCUUAUCUUUGCUCAUAUUGUGAGAAGGAAUUCUCAGAAAUGACGGAUCUUAUCUAUCACAUUAGAACGCAUACAAAAGAGAAGCCUUUUCUUUGCUCUCUUUGUGAGAAAACGUUUUCUUCCACAGCUCGUCUUAAUCGUCACAUAAUGGCCCAUACCAAGGAGAAGUCUUAUCAUUGCUCUUAUUGUGAGAAGGAAUUUUCGUAUAAAAGUAGUCUGAACCGUCAUAUAAGAACGCAUAUUAAGUGUUUUCAGUGCUCUGAAUGUAGUAAAAGAUUUUCACAAAGAAUGUAUCUUAUCUGUCACAUGAGGAAACAUACUAUGCAAAGAGAAGUCUUGUCAUUGUGAGAAACGGUUUUCAAACAAGGUUGAUCUUGAGUCUCAUACUAUGACACAUACUAGUGAGAGAAAUCAUCCAUGCCCACACUGUGAGGAAAUAUUUCAUAGUAAGACUGACCUUGCCCGCCAUAUAAGGACAUGUGAUGGACAAAAACCUUAUCCUUGCCCAAAGUGUUGGAAAAGAUUUUGUUGCAAGAAUGAUCUUUCCCGUCACUUAAGAACACAUGAUGGAUUAAUGUCUUUGUUAACCAAUCUUUCUCUCUUGUAUCCUUCCUCCGUUAAGGUCGGAGAUCGCUGGCAUCAGUAGAAAUGAAUGCAGACACUUCCUAAGGGUUUUUAGAGCUAGAAAAGUUGCUGAGGAGGUUUUGGCGGGUUGUGUGAAGAUUGCGAAUGAAGUAUAAAAUAAGUGUGUGGAGCUGGGCUUUACAGGCAUUGUUGAGGUGCACAGGGGGAAGAAAGAAUACACUUUAGAAAUUGCUGAGGGUCUGUCUCAAAGAAACCUUCGAAUUGUCUGGUAUUGUCAUUUACCAGAUAGCAAGACUCUCAAGCUCUAAGAAGAGCUGGUGUGGUGAGAAAGCUCAUUAUAGACAUCAUAAGAAUGAGGCAAAUUAGUUUUGUAGGACAUUUUAGGAAAGGUAUCACUAUUUCCGGCGACGUCGUCAACAAUUGUGUUGUACACCCAAUAACUUUCUAUAGCUUCGAGGUAGGAUCACCAAAUUCAUACCAGAGGUCCAUCUCCUGAAGGCACAGGUCAAGUUUGAAUAUGAGUCGAAUUUGAAUAAGGUCAAAGGUCAAUGAACUUUCCAUGACUGGCACUGUGCUAUGUUGUACACACAAUAACUUUCUAUAGCUUCGAGGUGAUAUCGCCAAAUUCAUAACAGAGGUCCAUCUCUUGAAGGUGCAGGCCAAGUUCAAAUGUGAGCCGAAUUUGAAUAAGGUCAAAGGUCAAUGAACUUUCCAUGACUGGCACUGUGCUGUGCUGUACACACAAUAACUUUCUAUAUUUUCGAGUUAGGUUUGCCAAAUUCAUACAAGAGGUCCAUCUUUUGAAGGUGCAGGUCAAGUUCAAAUGUGAGUUGAAUUUGAUUAAGGUCAAAGGUCAAUAAACUUUCCAUGACUGGCACUGUGCUUUGUUGUACACAUAAUAACUUUUUAUAUCUUCGAGGUAGGAUUGCCAAAUUCAAACAAGAGGUCGAUCUCUUGAAGGUGCAGGUCAAGUUAGAAUGUGAGUUGAAUUUGAUUAAGGUCAAAGGUCAAUGAACUUUCCAUGACUGGCACUGCUGUGUUGUACACACAAUAACUUUCUAUAGCUUUGAGGUGGGAUCGCCAAACUCGUAACAGAGGUCCAUCUAAGUCAUAUAGCAUACAUGUAGUUUUGACAUGCAGUCUCUUCAUGACUGCAAUAUGCAGGCGAGACAACGCUUGGCGUUUGCCUUGUUAUUGUUUGAAAUAUACAAUAUUUCAUUUUUUACAGAUUUGACAAUAAGGACCAAAUUGACUGAGACAUAUAGCAUAUGCUAAUUCCACAUGUUCAGGGAGGAAUUAAUUGUUGUUUCACUUGACAAUGAGGAGAAAAUUAGAAUUAUAUGAUAAAAUACCAUAGAAAUAGUGAGUGGAUGACGUCAUCAGUCUCCUCAUUUGCAUACCGACCAGGAUGUGCAUAUUAGUGUUUUUACGAAAUUGAGCAAAACUUUAAAGUGUCAUAAAUUUCUUAUUUUACAUCCGAUUUUGAUGAAAUUUUCAGCGUUAUGCUUGUUGGAUUUUUCUCUUUUUAUUUAAAUGAAAUUUUUGUUUGGGUGGUCUCGACCUUUAAAGUGGGAUCAAGGCAUUGCAGCAUUUGUCAAGUACAAACUUUGAAUGGUCUGGAAAGCAAAGCUGCUACCUAAUAGAGCGGGUAUUCAAAACAAAUAAAGGAAUGUUGAUAAGAUUUUAGCAAAAGUCGGGCUGGAUUAAGAUGUACAUCAGAAGGACAUUUUGAUUUUGUUUAUUCCCUUUCCAGGAAAGAUGAUAACAAAAUGACAAAUACAAUGAAUAGAAACAUUACAAGAGUAGAAUGAAAUUGAGCACCAACCAAUGCCUGGGGAUUGCCUAUAAGAACUGAAAUUUCUGUCGAGAGGUUCUCCAGAUUGGCUGGUGUACUGAUACCCCUUUCAUAAACCCAAUUAUGCGGCUAAUAGCAGCAUAAUUUGGUCGUAAAAUCGGAGGAGGGCCAGAGUUAUCCGCAUUAUUUUGAUGCUGCAAUUAUCCGCAUAAUAGCGGCAUCGGGACCAGAUUUUGACUUUAUGAACGCACUUCCAAAGUAAUGCGGAUAAUUGCCAUGGUGCGGUCACAAGGUCACCCUUUUCCCACACAACCGCAUCGGAGGGGGUGUGUGCAGUUGCCAUGACGAUUAUUCGCAUUUUUCAGGACGAGCGCUCGUAAAAAUAGUGCGGAUUAUUUUCGGAGUUUGUGAAAGCAAUUUUUAUUGAAUUAUCCGCAUUACUCUUAGGCGGCUAAUUGGAGGAUGGGUUUAUGAAAGGGUUAUAAAAGAAGCAUUGAAGACCUAAACUGAAGCGGAAAAUGAAAUUGACAAGUCACGUUUAUUAGAGUCUGGGUGGUCCUUUUCAGGACCAACACUUGCCCAAGAAAGAUACAUGGUGUACUAUGAAACCUACUACACUAUUCGUCUUCGCCAUGGAAAUCUUCAGAAGUUACAUCAAAUAUUAUGAUAAGUCAGUUUCAUCAUUAUUUUUGUAUAUGUGACAAACCACCCCAACAAAGAGUCACCCGAAAUGAAUUUGGAAAUUUGUGUUGAGUUUGAAGAAGCCCUUCUCUUAAAAAUGAUAAAUAAUUUGGCAAAAUUGAUCAACAAUAACCCUCACAAGUUCUUGAUUGAAUGCAGACGAAAUUAAACAAGAGAUAACAAGAUCAGAGAGGAAAACAAGGUUUGAAUCAAGUUCAGGGUUCACUCAAGCAUGAGAUGUGCACACUGGUGACUGCAAUCUCAAUUGAACUUCCAAGCAGUGUGAAAAAAAAACUUGUUUCUAAGCAACGUCUAUACUGUUUCUAUACAAGGUUAAAACUUCAAAUUUGACAGUAUGGAAAAAAAAUGAUGUCUCUUCAAAUAUGCCUCUCUCAUUAUCACAAUUAUUGUAACCAUAUUAUUUUUUUUUCUAUUAUUAUUUUUUUAUUAUUACUAUUAUCAUUUAUUCCAAUUUGUGUCACUCUUUCGUUGUUAGUUGUUACCUUUGAUAUUUUGUAUAGCCUCCUAUUAAACUGUCUUCCGUCUCUCCUUUAUACUAUAGUCUUGUAAUGUUGUCUCUAAGUUACGUAUUGAAACUAAGUUACAGGGGCUUGCCUCCCAUACAAGCGUUGCUUUUCUUGGCAAGCCACUCAGUUCUGUUUUAUAUAGUUAUUAGUCAAAGUUACUUUAGUUCUCAUCGUUUAUACCUUCUAAUUCUUAUAUUGUACUUUAAAUUUGACUAUGUAUUGUUACUUUGAUUUUGUUGUGCUUUGUGAACGGAAAAUGAAUAAAAUCUAAAUCUAAAAUCUAAAUAUGCCAAUUUUCAAUUUUUGCUUUUUGGAGACCAAAUCACUAUUUUGGUUUUUACAGAGAACCUUCCCUGGUGACUUAUUGUUGGUGUUUGGGGUGGCUGGUCACAUGUUAUAUUAUAUGUUAUAUCCUUCAUAGAUUAAAUCCUGUAUAGUGAUUGGUUCAAAUACCAUCAUGUGACCAAAUAUAUUUUAAACUAUGAUGUUUUUGUUUAUGAUGUUUUUGACGUCAGACCUAUUUUUCACUAUACCAAUAUUCUAUUAUUUCAGAAAAUUUGAUAUUUAGCUAAACUCUCGGGCUCACCGGUCAGCGAUCUCUCUCUCCCGGGUAAGUCCCGUGAUGCCUUGGCGCAGGCAUAAUCCGCGUUCCGCUGAGCGCGGUGGCUUGGAGAAAAGUAGGUCAUUCAACACAAUUAAUCUGAUUCUGCAAGCUCAACGCAUAGAUUUUGGUUCUAAAUUUUCAAAAGUAGGAUAUAAAACAAAUAAAUCAGGCUUUGAGAAAGUAUAGUGGAAUUAUUUAUCAGAGGUUGGUCUGGCAAUUACCAUUUUUCCCCGAGGGAAAUAGUAGUUUUGCCGGUCCAAUAGUCUGUCUUUUUUCAUCUUGUUUUAUUUACUGAAAAAUGAAAAGGAAAAUAAAUGUUAUGUUCGAAUGAAAUGAGAAUGAAUUUUAUGUUUGAAAGUUAACUUGUUAUCAUAGAUUGUCAGUUUAUAUUGUGAAGCAGAAGAUAAGGUUAUAUGAUUGUUGGAAUAAGUUUUUCUUUGUGUAAUAGCCCAUCCAGCCGAUUAAAUUGAUACUUGAUUCAAUUA